AUGCUGGCGUCCGCCUUCUCUAUGGGCUACGGCGAGUACGUCAGCUGCGGGGCCGAGCGGGACUACGUGCAGGCGGAGCGUAAGCGCGAGGAGGUAGAGGUUGAAGAAAAACCCGACUGCGAGAAGGGGGAAAUGUUUGAGAUUUACGUCGAACGGUACAACUUCACUCCCGAAGAUGCAGAGAAGCUGGUUGACCUGACCUUCCGCAACAAGGCCUUCUUUUUGCGACACAUGAUGGCGGAAGAGCUUGGGAUUCUAUUAACAGAAGACGAGCUAUCCCCUGCCAAGCGCGGUUGGCUGAUGUUCGGUAGCUUUUGCAUUUUGGGAUCGUUCCCUUUGCUAGGGUUUUUCGGCUUCUUCCUCGCCGAGGCGGGUUCAACGUUGUCGCACAUACUCGGUUUCACCUCAACGGCUGUCUUUUCGCUUUUUGGCACCAUGUGUCUGGGCUACUUCAAGGGAAGCUACAUGAGGCAGGGCAAGCUGUCGUCUGCGCUGAAGAUGACAUUCAACGGCGUUAUCGUGGGACUGAUAUCUUAUCUCUCCGGUUUGAUACUCAUGGUUCGUUUACGCCUCGCAGGAUAA
This is a messenger RNA of Babesia ovata, 582 nucleotides long. RefSeq lists its product as uncharacterized. The record is from RefSeq and is a predicted model, not a curated record. The coding region runs from base 1 to 582 and encodes 193 amino acids. Gene Ontology annotation, biological process: intracellular manganese ion homeostasis. The transcript has 4 exons. Gene Ontology annotation, cellular component: membrane. Lineage: Eukaryota; Apicomplexa; Aconoidasida; Piroplasmida; Babesiidae. Gene Ontology annotation, molecular function: manganese ion transmembrane transporter activity; iron ion transmembrane transporter activity.